AUGAUCUCGACGACGACGACAAAAACGAGAGCAUCGAGACCGAGAACCUUUUCCUCGUUUCCUUUCUUCUUCUUCUCUUCCUUCUUCUUCUUCUUCUUCUUCAUCUUCUCUCUCGUAAAAGUGGGAGCGUUUAAAGCGCAAGAUUUCAAGACGUACGAAACGUCGUCGUUUUGUAAUCGACACCGGGACGCCGCGCCGAAAGCGUAUUCUAUCGGGAAGUUGAUCGUACCAUCAUCGUCAUCAUCAUCAUCAGCGUCGUCGUCGUCGUCGUCGUCGCAAGAGCGCAGUAAUAGAAAGGAAGAAGAAGACGAAGAUGAAGCGUCGUUCGAUGUGCUCUUAGAUGAUAUGAAAACAUCGGUGGAGAUGAAACUGAAUGCGUACGCGAACGGUGCCGUGCGACUCCGGUUCGACGAUAUCUUACACCCGAGGUACGUGCCGAAAGAUGUCUUGGUACCAGAGGAAACCGUGAAGGCGUUGCAGACGAAAUGGGUGGUAGAGAGGAACAUGGAAAAGAACGCGGAGAGCGGGAAGACAGAAACGGUGUUGAAAAUGGUUGCCAGCGGGAUGAACGUUCGCGUUCGCGUAGAGCACGAAACGCCGCUGGCUGUGGUCGUAGAACGAGACGGUGUUGAAGUUAUGGCGUUCAAUCGAGAAGAGACGUUCGCGUUUGAGACGGUAGAUGAUGUGAGUGGUCUCGCUCGAGAAGGAGACAACACGGUAGAAACGUUCAACUCGCACACGGAUUCGAGACCGUACGGAAACACGGCGAUUUCGUUCGACGUGUCGUUCCCGAACGCGACGGACAUGUACGGUUUACCGGAACGCGCGACGAGUUUGAGCUUGAAAUCUACGAUUAAACGACCGUCGUCGCAAGAAGAGGUGGAUCAGAAACUACAUCACGAAUCAGAACCGUACAGAUUAUACAAUUUAGACGUUUUCGAAUACGAAUCGGAAUCCCCUUUUGGAUUGUACGGAUCCAUCCCGAUGUUGCUCGCGCACGGGAGUAAAAAUGUAAAUGGAGCCGGGAAUGACGACGGUAAGGCGAGGGAGACGAUAUCGUCUGGCAUGUAUUUCCACAAUCCGACAGAAACGUACGUGGAUAUCGUGAAAGAGGAAAGUUCGUUAGACGAGCGCACGUCGCAUUGGAUGGCAGAAUCCGGUGCGCUCGAUUUGUUUUUGUUUCCAGGAAUGGAUUUUGCGAGCAUUCAUAAAAUGUACGGCGAUUUUCUAGGCACGACUGCGUUGCCGCCGCUAUUUUCUCUCGGAUACCACCAGUGUCGCUGGAACUAUCGCGACGAGCAAGAUGUGGAGGAAGUGGACGCUGGAUUUGAUGAGCACGACAUUCCAUACGACGUCAUUUGGCUCGACAUUGAACACACGGACGGGAAAAGGUACAUGACGUGGGACAGCACAAAAUUCCCAACGCCGGAACGCAUGAUUAACGAUAUCGCAGAAAAGGGGCGCAAAAUGGUUGUCAUCAUAGAUCCUCACGUAAAGAAAGAUGACAAGUAUCCAAUAUUCAAAGAGGCCGAGUCGAAACAGUAUUACGUGAAAAAGAACGACAAAACGACAGAUUUCGACGGCUGGUGUUGGCCAGGCUCUUCCAUGUAUUUAGACGUCACAAACCCGGACGUUCGUUCGUGGUGGGCGUCUAAAUUUGCCUUGGACUCGUAUAAAGGCUCGACGCCUGAUUUAUACGUGUGGAACGAUAUGAACGAACCGUCCGUGUUCAACGGGCCAGAAAUUACAAUGCAAAAAGAUUUGAUCCAUCACGGCGAGGUCGAACACAGAGAAGUGCACAAUGUUUUCGGCAUGUAUUAUCAUAUGGCAACGGCAGAAGGUAUCGAAAAGAGGCAAAAUGAACGACCAUUUGUUUUAUCGCGCGCUUUUUUCGCGGGGACGCAAAGAAUAGGUCCGAUUUGGACUGGCGACAACGCCGCAGAUUGGGAACAUCUCAGAGUCUCCGUUCCGAUGGUCUUGACGCUUGGACUUACCGGGUUACCAUUCUCGGGCGCAGACAUUGGUGGUUUUUUCGGCAAUCCUGAUUCUGAAUUGCUCGUUAGAUGGUAUCAACUCGGUGCUUUCUAUCCUUUCAUGCGUGGACACGCGCACAUUGACACGAAACGUCGCGAGCCGUGGCUUUUUGGUGACGAAAAUACAAACUUAAUUCGCGAGGCCAUUCGAAACCGGUACCGAUUGUUGCCUACGUUUUACGCGCUCUUCGAUGAAAACAGUCGAUUAGGCACUCCAAUCGUGCGGCCGUUGUUUUAUGCAUUCCCAGACGACCCGAGAGUCCUUCGCAAAGAUGAUUGCUUCAUGCUCGGCGACGCGCUGCUCGUAUACCCAGUCAUGGAAGCCGGCGCUUCCCAAAUUGAAAUAUAUUUACCAAAAGGCGUUUGGUACGACGUCGAUACGAACGAAAAGCACUUUGGUCCAAAAGAGUUCAUGAAGAAAGUCACCAUGCGCGACAUUCCGCAGUUUCAAAGAGGUGGUAGUAUUCUAAUCACAAAGGAACGCGCGCGUCGUUCUACGAAGGCUCAACGAAACGAUCCAAUCACUAUUUCCAUCGCCCCGGACGAGAAAGGCGAAGCGCGAGGUGCGUAUUACAACGACGACGGCAUAUCGUUCGCGCACGCGUCACCGAGUGGACGCAACAGGAAGAAACUGUGGUGGUCUCGUUACGCCCUCGCGACGAGCACAUAUGACCCGGUUUCAUCAAAGGUACCAUUUUUUAUCGACGAAACCGAAGUAGAGCGCGUGCGCGUAUUAGGAGAUGACGAAUUAAACGCGUCAUGGAAACAAGCAAACUUAAAUCCGCCUAGAUCGCCACAAAAGAAUACCAGCGACGUGGCUUUUGAAAGCAACGGCGUGCUGAACAUUAACGCGCCGUUUUCGUCCAUGCACGGCGUCUUUGUCAUAGGAUUAGUCAAGUAA
Molecule: messenger RNA, 2934 nt
Organism: Bathycoccus prasinos
Lineage: Eukaryota; Viridiplantae; Chlorophyta; Mamiellophyceae; Mamiellales; Bathycoccaceae
Exons: 1
Coding region: 1-2934 (977 amino acids)
Biological process (GO): carbohydrate metabolic process; N-glycan processing
Molecular function (GO): carbohydrate binding; alpha-glucosidase activity
Source: RefSeq, a predicted model, not a curated record